AUGUACCACAGGACACUUGCAGUUCGUUUAGCGUAUGGUUCCAUGUCGCUUUUCAUAGCGAUUCUCCACAAUGUGUUCCUUCUGUAUUACGUAGACAUAUUUGUUUCCGUUUACAAAAUUGAUCGUAAUUCUUUUUGGCUCGGAGAGGUAAGAAUAUUCUUUUUUAUGCUAUUAUGUUAAUUUGGAGUCAGUUGAUAUUUUGUUAUUUAAAUAACAAAAUAUUUAAAUAACAUUCUUUUGUUUUUAAAAAUCAGAUAUAAAUAACCAAUAAAAUCUCGUACCCAAUCACGUACUCUGGGAUUCGUAAUAAAAAUUAUUGAGAUUUACUCAAAUGUAGAAUCAGGCAGACCCUUUAUAACUUAAAGGUGAUGAGCACUGUUUUAUAAAUGAACAAGAGAAAUCGAUAGAUUUUCAAGGUUAAAAUGUAAGCGUUAAAAUUAGCGAUUCAGAGUUUCAUUAUGUGAAUAUUGUUGCUAUAUACAUUUAUUAAGACUUCGACUUCGCAAAUUUGCCUUGGUCAGAGAAAAAUUGAGAGCCAAGACUACAAAAGUGCUGGAGGGGAAUUUCUGCCAGCAAUCCCGACUAAUUUUGCAGUCCUUUCAAGCACUUCAUAGCACUGCUUACAAGACAUAUAAACUGUUUUCACCUGAAAUGAAUUAAUCUUCUUUGGUUUGUCCAUGUAGGCAAUAUUUCUAGUAUGGAAUUCUCUGAAUGAUCCACUUUUUGGCUGGCUGAGUGAUCACAGAGCCCUUGGGAAAAAUCAGUAAGUUAAAGAUAUUUUUAAAUUUGUAUUUAAUAAAGCCAUCAAGGGUCAGUUACUUUCUUAGUAAUUUUUACUCUAAAGUCUAGUUUGAAUUUGAGUCAGUCUUAACUUAUACCCAAAGUCAAAUUACUUUUAGUAAUAGAUACUCAGAUGUGGAACCCUUUUUCAUAAAACUCAAACCAGGUGAAAAGAAUAACCCCUCAGUAUAAAUAAAUACAGUUCAGAGUGGAUAAGAACCUUUAAUUUUAAGACAUGUAGAAUACCUCUGAUGUUUUAAUACAAGUAAUUCAACUUCUCUUUAAACCUUGUUUGCUAUAUAUGAAAAUGUUUAGGGGACUAAAAGAAAUACAAUGACAUGCUUAUUAUUGCCUAAGGAUAUUUGUAUCAUUCUAGACCCCGUUGUUCAAAGAGAAAAUAACGCUAUCCAAUGAAUAAAUUGCUUAUAGUUAAAAAAACCAUACUACGCUAUCUACUGACUAGAGAUUUAUCCAGUAGAUAGCAUUAUCCAACCUUCAUACAACUGGGAUCUCACCUGGUUUUAGUUGUCCAACUGUUAGAUGACUCUUUACAUUAAGAAGAUUAGUUUUGAAUCAUUGAAUUAAAAAGGCAUGCAUUGGCAGGGAGGUCAAAUGCGAAUUGUUGUGAGAGCAACAUGAUUAUGUGCAGUAUUUCAUAUGUAUAGAGGAGGUUUAACCCCUUUCACUCCCAAGAUCUCAUCAAUUAUUCUUCUUACUAUCUGCCAUACAAUUCUUAUUAUGUUAGUUUGGAGAAUUUGGUAUUGGAUCAACUAAAAAUCUCAUAGUUACUAUUCUUUGUUCUCAUCUCUUGUCUGCUUUAUAUUGCAUUGACACUGCAAGGAGAAAUUCUCUUCAAGAGUUUUUUGCAGCUAUAAACACUACUUGAAAGUUGAAAUAAGACCAGAGAAAAAUUCAGGCCCAUACAGGAUUUGAACCCAUGACCUCUGCAACACUGGUAUCGCAGAGGUCAUGGGUUCAAAUCCUGUACAGGCUUGAAUUUUUUUCUGGUCUAAUUUCAACUACUAGUUCAGUAGUGUUUAUAGCGGCAAGGAUCUCUUAUAUUCAUCUCUUUACCGCAGUGCACAUAUAUGAUUUUCAUAUAUCUGCAAUCAUUACUGAGAAAUUCUCUCUUGGUCGCUCAUGAGAGUUAAAGGGUUAAGCAUAGCAAAGAGAGCUUCUGUUCAGAUCUAAAAAUCCCAUUAAGAGCUCCUGAUUGGUGCUACAUAUGAGUGAAAGAUCACAUUUGCUAUAAAAUUAAAAAGAAAAUUGAAGUCAAAUGUUUAUUUGGAAAAUAUUUUGUUCCUAUUUAAGGUCAAGCCUGAGUCAAUCAGAGAUUGUACAAAAGCGUUUUAGGUGAGUUGAUCACUCAGUGAUGAAAUUUUUUUGAAGCUCUAUUUCUCUUCUCAUUUGUCAUGAAGAAAAAAAGGAAUUGCAAGACAAAUACUCUAUGAGGAAGAGAAAAACAGUGUAUAACUGUAACUGUAAUUGUAAUUAUUUGAAACAAUGAUAGUAAUGACAGUAAUUGUAAUACUGAUCACAGAAAUAAUAUUGAUAAUAAUGAUGAUUAGUUUUGUACUGAGUAAAAUUUUAAUGGGUGGGUUUGGAGUUGCUGAAACAGGCUUAGGAUGUCACCUAACAGACUGUCACCCUAACAUCAGCAGGGAUAUUCUCAAUACUGUUUUAUAUACAUUUCCUAAGUUGUUGACAAAGAGAAUUUAAGUAGCAACCAAGAGCUUCUUUAGGGUUGGUGAUCAUUUGCUAUAUUCUUGUGAUAUUGGAGGGAGAAAGUAGGUACUAAUUAGAUACCUUCAGGUGUCAAAGGAUUAAGAGAAUCGUGUAAUGUUGUGUUCAUCAAUCCCUCCAGAAUUCUCCCUUGUUUUCCCACCUUAAGGAUUCUCAGUUUUCAACUAUUAUUUAAGUUAACAGAAGACCCUUCCUUUUUUAUUUCACAGGUCACUUAUAACAUAUGGACCACUGUUUACACUUGCUUUCUUAUGCAUAUGGUUUCAGUGGUGUCAUCCAUCAAUCCAGUUUGUUAUCUGUCUGUGUUUGUACGAUGGUUUCUUAACAAUGAUUGACUUGAACCAUCUGGCAUUGCUUGCUGAUUUGGCUUUGUCAUCAGAAGAUCGGACUGCCCUUAACUGGUACUGCUCAGUGUUCAGUGGAUGUGGCUCAAUGUCUGUGUUUCUGUCUUACCGCUUUUGGGAUAGAGACAACAUGGGGCCAUUUCAUGUAUUCUGUGCUAUACUAACCAUCUUCUCCUUAACUGGAUUUCUGGUCAGUUCAUUUUUGCUUAAAAAGCAUUUUGCCACCAAGAAGGUGAAAGUGGACACUCCUGACAUGGAGGAAAGGCAAGUCUGAAUUAAAUGCUGUAAAAGUUCUUGUGGUGCACAUUCUACAAAGUUAAACGUAGUUGCAGCAGUGCCUCAAUGGAAAGUCAGUCAUUUAAGUAUGACCCUUUCUUAAAAAACAACAAGAAUACUUUUUCAGUUACAGUUAUAUUAGAAUGUAAACAGCAUACUCAGUUUGUUGGGUUGUCAUCAUCAUCAUCACUAUUAUGUAUUUGUGCAUGUCUUUUUUUUGGUCAUCUCAAAACAAAAUGCCUUACAGGGCUAGGGGCCAUUGAAGGGAGGUGGAAAGAUGUAAAUGUUAAAUACUUAAUUGUUUCAGAUGACUGUUUGACACUCAAAGACAUGUGAUGCUUCUUUCUAGGAGUGAUUGUUUCUCUCCACAAAUGUCUCGCAGUUCAUUUUUUUUUUCUUGGUUCAGAACUUCUCAAACCAUGUUCCCUUUGACUUCCCUUUUAAUAAGAUCUCUUAACAUUUUCUGAGACAAAGAACUGAAAUUUUAUGAUGUAAACGCAGAGAGUUGUAACCUGAGUUUGACCCAAGAAAAGAAACAAUCCUCAGAAAAAAAUAUUUGCUACAAGUAAAUGUUAGCUUUAACCCUUUAACUCCAAAGAUCUCAUUAGUAAUUCUCCUCACUGUUUGCCAUAAAGUUCCUGACAAUGUUAGUUUCGAGAAUAUGAUAUUGGAUCAACUAAUAAUCCCCUAAUUAACAUUUUUCUUGAUUCUCAUCACUUGUCUGCUUGAUAUUGUAUUGAUAUUGUAAGGAGACCUGUCUUGGUCACUCAUGGGAGUUAAAGGGUUAAUCUGUAUUUUGCAAAUUCAUUGUCUUCUGUGGUCACAUCUGUAUUUUGCUCUGCAUGGUUAGAGUACUCCAUAGACAAGUGAUACGAUUUUUGUAUGCUAUAUUUAAUUUUUUUUAUGUAUUUGUUGGGUUACUUUCUAUAUAUUGUAAUUCUGAAACCUUGUUUUACAGGAAAGACAUUCAAAUUUCCACCGAGUCAGAGGCUGAUCAGACUCUUGAGCUAAAGAUUUUUGUCAAGCAAUUGAUUAAUCAUUCAAACUUUAUCUGGUUUGCUCUCAUGAACUUAAUACAAGUGAGUACCCAUGAAAGAAAGACUUCAUGAAAACGCGAACCACACUCAAAAUCUCGAGUUUUCCCAAAUCUCUCUUUCAAAAGGAUCCUCAUUAUAAUUGAGGCUCAUUAUUGGGAGGGACCUAGAAAUAACAUUUGAAACGGGAAAGAAAUGAAGGCAAGAUACUCUUAAUUUCCAAAGCUGUAAUUCCCCAUUGAUACGAGGAACCGCUUUCAAAUAAGCAAAAAUGGCUUGAUGAAGAAAUUAAUUAAUUUAAUUUAAUUUAUUUCAGAGCCCUUUUCGUAAACAAUGUCAUAACGCAGCUCAUAAAUCAACAAUGAACCCAUAGAAUUUCCCCGUAACACAAACAUUUUGCUAUGCAUAAUGGCGAUUGCCAUACCAUGCCCACUAUUUCAAACUUUAAUCCAAUGGUCGACGCACGUGUGAAAAUCGUUAAACUGCAAAUAGGAAAGUAGUUUCUUUGAGCGCUCUGAAUAUAGUUAGUCGGGGCGUGGGAAAACUGUAUUCAGCCGCCUUAAGUGAAAAACUUGGCGAUGAAGUUCAAAGGGUUUCCUUUAGAGUUGAAGACCUAAAACUGACUGGCUUUCUCUCUCUUGCAGGUGUUUCACUGCCAUUUCAACAGUAACUUCUUUCCUCUGUUUCUCGACAAGCUACUAGGAGACUCAAUUUCUCCUCAGACAGGCGCCAUUUUGUUGGGUGUGUCCUUUGUUGCUCCUCAUAUCAACAACCUAUAUUUCCUGGGUCUUUGUCGUCGCUUUGGAGUGUACACUGUAAUCAAGUGGCUGUUUUACGUUAAGCUUUCUCUUAGCGUGAUCAUGCUCAUGGUCGGUCCCAAUUGGCCUGGUUUGCUUUGUUUUUACAUAGCGAGGUAAGAUCCUGUUGCCACUGACAGAAGUUCUUGGUGUACUAGUCUUGAUCGAGUUGUGAUUUUUUGUUCACAUGAAGACCGAGCCGAAAUUGUAAACAAGUACAGCAUUAUCUGUUAGAGCAUAUUAAGUUGCAGCUUGCGAUCUCCUAUUUAAAGUCCGUUGUCGAGGACUGAAUAACGUUAGAUUUGAUGCUCUCCUGCGUUGCUGAAGAUUGCGGUACAAAGACCUUAAAGUCCCUCUCUAUGACAUUAAGAUCACUGUCUCUCUGUUUUUCUGUAGGCAACUGCUUUCAAAAUUAUACUUAAACUGAUUGAUUCAAGCUCAUCCUUAGAAACAAAUAUCUGUAGUUACUUCGGGCCGAUUAUUUACACGUGGUUUAACCCAAACCGCGGUUUCCACGCAAGCAGUGGGUCUCAGCAAUUUUUUAUAUGAGAGUUGAUUUGAUAAAAUAAAUGUCAUUCCACUAUUAGCCUUAAGUCCUCUCGACACUGUUCACAAAAAUUAAUGUUCAAGUAAACGGUUCGGCUAAACUGAAGAUGGCUUAGAGCGCAGUUUUGUUAAAAAAAAAGGUGUUGAAGUAACCGUCUCAUUCAGUUUUACUUAUAACAGGUAGAGCCCCUUAAUUAAGGGAUGACUGAUUGACUGAUUAGUGUUCGUUGUAUUUCAGUAAUCGCGUUUUCACCGAGGGAACAUGCAAACUUCUUAAUCUGAUCAUCAGUGACCUCGUGGACGAAGACUUUGUUCUUCACAAUCGUAAACAAGCUAUAUCAGCGCUGAUAUUUGGAACUUCUGCACUCUUCUCUAAGCCCGGCCAAACACUAGCUCCUCUGAUAGGAACAUGGCUUCUGGCGAAACAAACAGGCUAUUCUCUCUUUUACUCAGACGAUCUUUGGGCGUCUUCAUCCACCGACAGAACUAGUUUCCACGACAGUGCAAAUAGCUCUUUACGCUGGGGCUGCUUUUAUGUACUUGUUUACGUGCCUAUUGCGUGCGCGUGUAUUCAGAUCCUCGCGUGGACGAGGUUUAAACUUCACGGAAGCAGAUUGCAAUGGGUAAAACAAAUGCGCGAAGGACGCUGGUUCCCUUUUACAGAGGUUUAGAAAAUUUUAGAAAAAAAAGAGGGUUUUAAGUAAUAUACCGUAGAUAAAACCAGAGAAAUUGUUCUGGCGAACAAGGGCAAACAAAGCUGUUAUUUGAAAAUUAAAGGACUCAGUAAGGAGUCAAAUCAAAUAGGCACAAAUGGAGCCAGCGCACUGGGUUUUCAGGCGUUUUUUGCUCUCCGUCGUGUUGUUAUUUCUGAGAAAUGAAUUAUGAAAGAGAGGGUAACAAGUUAUUUCUUAUCAAGAUAAAUAUAUUUUGCAAAUUCUUGUUAUAAAUAGAAGGGUAUAUAGAAUACAAAGUGUCUUAAUGAACACAGUAGUUUUUCUUUAAACAUCGUGUUUGAUUCUCUCGGUUUUUUUUGUAGAGGGGUAAGUUUCUAAACAAACUGUGGUGCUGCGUCGGUAGGAGAGUGUAACAAGGAAAUUUGGUAUUAUCAACUGAGUUGAUAACGUAAAUUGGCCA
This is a messenger RNA of Pocillopora meandrina, 6654 nucleotides long. NCBI's taxonomy places the organism in Eukaryota, Metazoa, Cnidaria, Anthozoa, Scleractinia, Pocilloporidae. The record is from the annotation of a GenBank genome assembly.